CGGCGAAGGUUCCGGAGCCCGCGCGCGCCCCCGCUCCGCUGUCACCGUCACCGCUGUCACCGUCGGUCGCCCCCCGGCUCCCGGUGCGGACACCCCCCCCCCUCACCCCCUCCCCGCGCAGCGGCAGGAACCUUUGCUGAGAGGUAGCGGAGCAGCCUCAGGACAUCACCAUGAUGGAGGAUCACGCACCUGGCCAGGAAAAACACUUCUCCUCAGGCUAUCCCCUUCAGAUACCAGUCGAUGAUGGAUCGGAUGAGCCUGUUUCUGAAACAUCUGACGCUAAGAGCACCCCAACUACAGAAGAUGCCACAGCACCUUUAGUGGAGGAAGGAGACCACGAGGAUCAGGGUGGUGUGGAACAGCACGGGGAGAUCCCAGAAGGAACCACAGCUGAAGAGGCGGGCGUAGGAGCCACUCCCAACCUGGACCACGCUGCAGGAGAUGACACUCAGGCACGGUUGAGUCGUGUUGACAAGGAAGGGACUGAAGCUGAUGAAAAGAAACCCAAGGGCCCGGAGCUGAGGGGUGGCACGAAGACGGGCACGCCGCGCUCGGGGCAGGCGCAGAGGAACUCCACCAACGCCACGCGCAUCCCGGCAAAGACCCCCACGGCCCCCAAGACCCCUCCCAGCUCCGGUAGGUGACUCAGAAAAAAACCACCUCCUGCAGCAGCAAAGACUGAGAAAGGUGAGCAGCCAAAGUCUGGAGACAGAAGCGGUUACAGCAGUCCCGGCUCCCCCGGGACUCCAGGCAGCCGUUCCCGCACCCCCUCUCUGCCCACCCCACCAGCCAGGGAGCCCAAGAAGGUGGCAGUGGUUCGCACCCCACCGAAAUCUCCGGCGUCUGCCAAGACCCGCAUCCAGCCCUCGGCCGCGCCCAUGCCCGACCUGAAAAACGUCAAGUCCAAAAUCGGCUCCACUGAAAACCUGAAGCACCAGCCCGGAGGUGGCAAGGUGCAGAUUAUUAAUAAGAAGCUGGACUUUAGCAGCGUUCAAUCCAAGUGUGGCUCAAAGGAUAAUAUCAAACACAUCCCGGGCGGAGGCAGUGUUCAAAUCGUUUACAAGCCAGUCGACCUGAGCCAUGUGACAUAAUGUGGUUCCCUGGGCAACAUCCAUCACAAACCAGGUGGUGGCCAGGUGGAGGUGAAAUCUGAGAAACUGGACUUCAAAGAUAAGGUGCAAUCGAAAAUCGGGUCCUUAGAUAACAUCAGCCACGUCCCUGAGGGAGGAAUAAAAAGGAGUGUCACCACCAGCAGCUCCUGUGCACUCUGGAGAGAGAAAGGCAAGGAAGACAAGACCUGGACCCUGAGCCCAGACCCCGCUGGGCUCCAGGCCCUGGUGCUGGAGCCGCCCACCCUCAUGGAGAGCCAGCUCCCAGCCUUGCACUCGGCUGGGGAGGGCACCAGACCUUACCGCGAGAACGCCAAAGCCAAGACCGACCACGGCGCCGAAAUCGUCUACAAGUCCCCCACCAUCUCCGGAGAUGCCUCCCCGCGCCGCCUUAGCAACGUCUCCUCCACCGGCAGCAUCAACCUGGUGGACUCCCCCCAGCUGGCCACGCUAGCCGACGAGGUGUCCGCCUCGCUGGCCAAGCAGGGCUUGUGAUCGGGGCACGGCGGCGACCAGGAGAGAAGACAAGGAAAGGAACAAAAAAAAAAAAAAAAGAAAAGAAAACAAAAAUAAUAAUCUGGCCUUCUUCCUCUGUUCCUUUUACAGCUGCUUCCCCGUCCCUAACUGGGUAAUGAUUUAACCUGCUUUUACUGUUCAUUCAGCUCUAGCUCCAGGACUUCAAAAUCAGUGACACUAUGAGGUACAAAACCUCCUCUCCCCCUGCUCCUCGGAGCGCACAGCCCGUCCCUGUCCCCACGCUCCCCCUCAUUCCCUGCCGCGUCCCUCGCUGUCCCAGCCCUGCCCGGGACCACCCGGGGAGGGGGCCCGAGGGGACGGCCCCCGCACGGCGCUGACUCGAGCACCCACACCGGCCCGGGGGCAGCGGGUGGCCCUCGGGGAAGGGGCUGUGACCUUCCCACCCUCGUCCCCCUGAGGAUGGCCGUGCUGGCCUGAGGGCCGGGCGCGUCCUGGGUGCACAGCCAGGGACUGCGGGGAGGUGCCCUCCCUCCCUGCCUUAAAUUUGCCUGCUGAUUUGGAAGAAACCUUUGUUUUUAUCUCCGAAAGCCGAGAUGUGUCUGAAGAUAACGUCCAGGUACCCCCCAACCCCGCUCCUCAGCUCCGGCAGCUGGAGUACAGGCGACCCCGGGGUACCCGCUGCGGAGGGGCCCCGACGGCCGUUCCCCUCUCCGUGGCUGUGCUGGAACCGCUGAGUGGAUGAGUAGAGGCUUUUCCCCCAUUCCUUUGGCAGCCCCUCGUGUCGUAGAGUAGAUUGUCUGUAUAUGCUUGGACCGUGCCAGGGUGAUUGUUUUCAUAAACGAGCAUGUGUUUAAAAAAAAAAAAAAUAAUAAAUGCUGUAAGUAGU
This is a messenger RNA of Chiroxiphia lanceolata (lance-tailed manakin), 2472 nucleotides long. RefSeq names its product microtubule-associated protein tau-like. Gene Ontology annotation, cellular component: neuron projection. The record is from RefSeq and is a predicted model, not a curated record. Gene Ontology annotation, biological process: microtubule cytoskeleton organization; neuron projection development. NCBI's taxonomy places the organism in Eukaryota, Metazoa, Chordata, Aves, Passeriformes, Pipridae. Gene Ontology annotation, molecular function: microtubule binding.